Molecule: messenger RNA, 653 nt
Organism: Centruroides sculpturatus (bark scorpion)
Lineage: Eukaryota; Metazoa; Arthropoda; Arachnida; Scorpiones; Buthidae
Gene: ND-ACP
Product: acyl carrier protein, mitochondrial-like
Exons: 5
Coding region: 28-483 (151 amino acids)
Biological process (GO): fatty acid biosynthetic process
Cellular component (GO): mitochondrion
Molecular function (GO): acyl carrier activity; acyl binding
Source: RefSeq, a predicted model, not a curated record
GAUAAAAAGGUCAGGAACAUACCAAAAAUGGCGAUGGCUGGUCGAAUGGUACAAUGCUUUCUGAGAAUGCCUUCUUUGUUCAUUCCUGCACGAAAUGUAGUCACAUGCGCCGUGUCUACUAACGCUCACAUAAACGUGCAAAAUUUUCAAGGAAAUUAUCAAUAUCUAAAGCCUAAGGCUUCUUCUUUGGUAUUGUUUAAUCAGAAAAGAUUCUACAGUGCCAAGGAACCAUUGACAUUAGAGAUUAUCAAGGAUAGAGUACUUCUUGUUUUAAGGCUGUAUGAUAAAAUUGAUCCACAAAAAUUGACAGUAGAGUCUCAUUUUACGAAAGAUUUGGGAUUAGAUAGUUUAGAUCAUGUAGAAGUAAUAAUGGCUAUGGAAGAUGAAUUUGGAUUUGAGAUUCCAGAUAGAGAUGCUGAUAAGUUAUUGAGGCCAGCAGAUAUUAUUAAAUAUGUUGCUGAUAAAGAAGAUGUAUUUGAAUGAAUAAAUUCUGGGAGAUUUGAACGCUUACAGGAAAGAAUGGAAUACAAGCAUUAAUUUAGUUAGAGUUUAAGAUGAAGAUGGUUUGUACAUUUGUAAAUGUAGCUAUCAAAUGAAACUAGUAAAUGGUAUCUGUUGCAAAGAAAUCAAUAAAAUUCAUCGUUUCUUUGAUA